Molecule: messenger RNA, 180 nt
Organism: Eruca vesicaria subsp. sativa (arugula)
Lineage: Eukaryota; Viridiplantae; Streptophyta; Magnoliopsida; Brassicales; Brassicaceae
Source: the annotation of a GenBank genome assembly
AUGAAGAACACAGAGAAGGUUCUCAAAGCCAAUAUCAUGGAUCUCAAUAUCGAACAUAUCAAGCUCAAGGAGACCAAGCUCAUGGGGAUCAAGCUCAAGGAAGUCAAGUUCAAGGACAACAUCCUCAAGAUGAAGAUCCAAAAUCACCAAUUGAUGGUAUUUAUUUAUAUUCUUAAGUAA